This is a messenger RNA of Lottia gigantea (owl limpet), 1385 nucleotides long. RefSeq lists its product as hypothetical. Gene Ontology annotation, biological process: late endosome to vacuole transport; protein transport; endosome transport via multivesicular body sorting pathway. NCBI's taxonomy places the organism in Eukaryota, Metazoa, Mollusca, Gastropoda, Lottiidae. The coding region runs from base 143 to 739 and encodes 198 amino acids. Gene Ontology annotation, cellular component: ESCRT III complex; multivesicular body. The record is from RefSeq and is a predicted model, not a curated record. The transcript is spliced from 8 exons.
UGAUUACUCAAAAUGUUGUGAUUGUGAAAUGAAAUAGAUUUCUAUUAGCUUUCGAACCUAAGUCACGAAUUCGCGAUUAAAAUUACAAAUAUCCCCUGAAUACAUUUUAUAUAAGGUUUAAUUGUGUACAAAGGGUUUUAAAAUGGAUGAUUCAUUGUUUCAAUUGAGGUUUACAACCAAGCAGUUAGAAAGAUUGGCAUCUAAAGCUGAAAAAGAUCAAAGAGUUCAACAGUCAAAAGUUAAAAAGGCCUUGCAACAAAAAAAUGUAGAAGGAGCUAAAAUAUAUGCUGAAAAUGCCAUAAGAAAGAAAAAUGAAAGUUUGAAUUUUUUACGUAUGGCAGCUAGAAUAGAUGCUGUUAGUUCUAAAGUUCAAACUGCUUUAACCAUGAAAAAUGUAACUAAAGAUAUUAGUAAUGUAUCUAAGGCCUUAGAUAAAGCCAUGUCUUCUAUGGAUCUUUCUAAGGUUGAACAGAUUAUGUCUAAGUUUGAGAAACAGUUUGAAGAUUUAGAUGUUCGAACUUCGACAAUGGAAUCUGCUAUGGGAACAGCUACCACAUUAAGUACACCACAAGACCAAGUAGAGGCUUUAAUACACCAGGUUGCUGAAGAAAAUGGUUUAGAAAUGAUAGACCAAAUACAAGAUUUAAAUCCUAAUACUGCCUCAUUACGCUCCACUGAUAAAGGUGAAAGCAGUAAAGAGGAUGAUCUUUCUAGAAGACUUCAAGCUCUACGACAAUAAGAAAGUAUUUUGUGAUAAACCAAUGUGUAUAUUUAUAUAUAGAGUGUAUACCUCUUUUUAUAUCAUGAAUAAUCACAGGGCUUUUAAUUAAAUAAUUUCUACAUCAUUGCCAUAGAAAUCUGUUCAAAAGUCAUUUCAAAAGUCAUGUCUUUGCAGCAGAAUUUAUUGAUAAGAAUAUUUAUAUUUAAAAAAGAUUCAUAUGUAGGCGAGUAGUGGGAAUGACUGUAAGGGCUCGAUCACACUACAGGCAGAGCAGGACACCGCAGAGAAGAGCUGGGCAGUGCAGUCAGGCGUUCAAAUUUAAGCAGAGAAUGUCAACUUGAAAACAAUCAUUCAAUGCGGAAGAUUUCUCAAGGCAACAUCUACUUUUCUUUUUUUUGAAAUAUAAUUAUGCAAUUCAUCACACCAAUAUCAGUAAGUUUUCAUAUUGAUUUCCACCCAUUUCUUCACCAAAUACACAAAUAGCAUUCAAUUAAAAUGAUGUUUGGAUUAGUGAUAUUAUAAUAGAUGUUGGAAGGGAAUCGAAAAGGCAAGACAAUUCCUUUAAUAAGUUGUGAAAAAAUUCAUCAUCAAGUCUAUAUAAUUGUAAUUUAUAUGAAUUACCACUUGUAAUAAAACCCCAUGUCAUUGUUUUGUUGAUCAUGUU